Molecule: messenger RNA, 1262 nt
Organism: Drosophila pseudoobscura
Lineage: Eukaryota; Metazoa; Arthropoda; Insecta; Diptera; Drosophilidae
Gene: TwdlR
Product: TweedleR
Exons: 2
Coding region: 1-1203 (400 amino acids)
Source: RefSeq, a predicted model, not a curated record
AUGCCUGUUGCUCUUCGCUGUGAUUAUAUCAUGUUGGGAAUCGUGUUUUUUGUAUUUCUGGCCACCUGCUCGGCAGAGUUGGGGUACCAGUACCAGCAGAACAAUGCACUUCUCAACAGUUAUGGGGCUGCAGCUCAGGACUAUGGAAGCGAAGGAACCGAUGGAGAUGGUGGUUAUCCAACGUUAGCUAAUGAACACUACCACGACCAUGCCGAUUUCCACAAGCAUUUUUAUGCCUUCGAAGCGCCCUACGACUCCACCGAGGAGGCGGACCUGGUGGAGACCAAAUUGGCCUCUCUCGCGCAGAAGAACCUGCAGGUGGUGUUCAUCAAGGCCCCGGAAAACAAGGCCGUGGUGGGGGCUCUUAACGCACUGGCCAAGCAAACCACCGAGGAUAAGACUGCCAUCUAUGUGCUGAACAAGCAGACGGAUUCGAACGAAUUGGCAAGCCAACUGAGCGCCUUGAAGGCGCAGCACAAACACAAGCCCCAAGUUCAUUUUGUUAAAUACAGGACGGAAGCGGAGGCAGCCCAGGCACAGCUGCACAUUCAGGAGCAGUACGGCGGAACGGGUUCCCCUCAGCCCGCACAGGCAUCCUCAUUGGGCUACUAUCCGGAGCAGCAGCCGCAGCCGGACCAGGACCAGGGCUACUAUCCAGAGCCCCAAUCGCCGGCCUCACCGCCACCACGGCCUGGUUACUUGCCACCAUCUCCUCAGUCCAGCUACUUGCCGACACCUUCUCCUUCGACCAGUUACUUGCCGACACCUUUGCCCCAGACGAGCUACUUGCCACCAGUCCCCCAACCAAGCUACUUGCCACCAGCACCUCGUCCGCAAACGAAUUACCUGCCACCAGCUCCUCAAUCGAGUUACCUUCCCCCAUCUCCUCCCCAAGCAGGAUAUCUGCCGUCCUUGCCCAACUAUGCCUCCAUUUCUCAGGGCUACAAUGCGGCUGGAGCUGGAUCUGGGGCAGCAGGCACUCUGGGCCAGAUCGAUUUGCCGCCUCUGCCUGAGCCGCAGCAGGAUCUUGGUGGCAGCUACGACGACUUGGAUGAACGAUCCGGGAGAUCGCUUCGCACCGGUUUCCGAGCCAACGAGAGACGGCGCUCGGGCAGUCGCAUGGUCUUUCCCACAGAGCUAUCCUCCUCCAACUACUAUCGUUCCCAGCAAGUCUCCAAGCGCCGAAGACGCGCCCACCACUAAACAUUCCUCCGCUAAUUAAGACAUUAAAAUAGUUCCAUAAGACUGCCAUGCCCCGUGUG